GAGGCUCUUAAUGCGGAAUAGUCGGGUGUGCAAGAUAUAAUACAUAAUGCAUAUAAAUUAUUUAUGGAUUGGCGAAAGACAAAAAAACUGUAAUUUACUUUCAGAAAAUGUGUGCCUUGCAUUAUUAAGUGCAAAAUCUAAAAUUUGGAAACCUUCAACUCUAUGGUCACAGUUUUCAAUGCUGCGUACAACUGUUAAACUGAACGACAAUGUUGACAGCGGAUUCUUCAAAAAGGUUAUAGCGUUUUUGAUGAAAUAUUUAAAAGGUUAUUGCCUGAAAAAGUCCAAAGUUUUUACUACCGAACAGGUAAAUAAGUUUCUGACAGAAGCUCUAGACAGUCAAUAUUUAGUAAAGAAGGUAAAAUAAAUAACUUUAUAUUAAAAUUAAUAAUAAAUAGAUCAAUAAAUUUUAAUAAAUAUAAUAAAUCAAUUAACCUUAAUUUAGAAAGCGUAACGAAUAAAAUAAUAAAUAAAUAAUAAAACUUUGAAAUACAAAAGUUUGUUGUUCUAGGUUAUCAUAAUAUUCGGAGUUACAGGCGCUUGCAGAGGC
Messenger RNA from Leptopilina boulardi, 550 nucleotides. RefSeq lists its product as uncharacterized. The transcript is spliced from 2 exons. The coding region runs from base 47 to 367 and encodes 106 amino acids. The record is from RefSeq and is a predicted model, not a curated record. NCBI's taxonomy places the organism in Eukaryota, Metazoa, Arthropoda, Insecta, Hymenoptera, Figitidae.